UCCUGCUCGUGUUUAGCCUUAAAAAGAAAGGCGACAGAGUGCAUGAUCCCAAAAGAAGAUGUACAGUCGCAGGAGUGCAGCAAGGCGAGCGGAGCGUGGUGGUGACAUAUGAGAAGAAGCGCAACUUACCGAUUAUUGCAAUAGUAGGCUCGUGAGCAAGCAAGCUCGCGACCGUACAAAAUGGCGCGGGUUGUCGCGGAAAUAAAUCCACCAUCCUCCUAGAAGAGGCGUUCACAACACGCGCCACACAUCCGGCGGCAUGACGGGCUUGGGGCGGUGGGUGAGUUUCGCUCACCUGGGCGGGGCAGUGCUGGCCAUCCACCAUCGCGCAGCGGAGAAGAGACACGAAAAGAAGAAGGACAUCGUGUUCCACAUGGAACGCCCGACCUACACCAUGCACAUGCAGCUCGUACCCGAGCCGCCGGCCACGCCAUUACCGACUACCAGCGAUGGCGCUGUCACGAUUGAGGUACAAUGAUGUUUUGAUGUGGUGGUUUUUUCACUUCACGUGGCGAAAACGUGUAUACAACACGCCAACUUGGAUUUUAAUAUCAAUCGCGAUGAAACGUAAAAACGCAUAACACGACACAAAGGACGACCCGACCCCGGUCGCGGAGUUCCCUACUGGCGCUAUGUGCGGCGGCCUGGUACUGGAUGGCCACAUGAUGGUGAAACCGGAGCUGGACGGAACCACCGGUUCGCUGCGCACGACCGCGAACGCCCUGCUCGCACAGUACCGCACGGCGGCCGGGCCGCAGAUUCACCUUUCGUCCGGCCCCGUGGACCAAGGGGCCAUCGCGAGCAUCAACGCAGAGCUGGUGACGAACGCCGCAAACUUCAUCCCCGACGGGUCCAGCAGCGUCCCCACGCACCUGCACGGCAUGGGAACAGAUAGCACAACUGCAAGCGCUAUCAACUGCAAAAAUGUCUGGGUCUGGAAGAUUGCCAGGUUUGUCAUGCAUAUUUUGCAGGGCCCAUGAUGCCUUUGAUGCAUGAUUUAGCAUCACAGCUUUUUGAAGGGCUUCCUGAUGCCUAUUCCGCAUGAGAAAUGGCCUUUCCGCGCAGCAAAAACUGGCCUCCUCUUGCUGGUCAUGCAUCACAAAUUUUUUUGGAAUCCGAAGACAGCAUGAUAGGCUACAUCCUUCCAGGCCCAGACAUUUUUGCAUUUGAUAAGCGCGGUCGCAGGCACGACCACGGGGUUCAACCAGGAAUACGUCACGAAGAAAACGGUCGCUGCUCUAGCGGGAAAAAAAACUACCGCCGCGAGUCCGCCCAUUUCGCGGUUUGUGAUUUUGAACUGCGACAAGUCUGAGGUGCUUUACAACGUGUUGAGCACGAGCAAAAAUGCCGACGGCAGCGGCGGCCCGAGCUUCAACUACGACAUCUACGACGCACAGUUCCGAGCGUUGGUGGCAACAGGCAGGGAGAGCGCGACGGUCCCGGGGAUGCUGGUCUUUGCGCUGGACGGAAACGAAAUCGCACGAACGCAGACACCAGUAUAGGUUUCUGUGAUUCUGUGUCACAUGAGAAAUGAUAAGUGUUGCGCUUAUUAAGUGUUGCGCUUUUGAAGUGUUGCGCUUAAGCGUUUCGGUUAGGCGUUUCGGUUAACCGUUUCGGUUAGGCGUUUCGGUUAAGUGUUUCGCUUAAGCGUUUCGCUUAAGUGUUUCGCUCGGGUGUUUCGGUUCAGCGCUGCGCUUAAGUAGUCCUGCGCCCCUUCAGAGGAGCGCUUAGGUGCCUCGCCAUAGCGCUAGGGGGUCUCGCUCUAGAGCCUCGCCAUAGGGUCUUGCCAGCAUAGAGCCUCGCCAUAGGCCCUCGCCGUAGUGCCCCGCCUAAGCGUUUCGGCUCUGGUUCGCUUAUGUGGUCAUGCGUGUCGCUUAAGUGCUUCGCCCCAGUGCUGCGCGUAAGUGCUUCACUCAAAUGCCUCGCUUAAGUGCUUCGCCUAAGUGUUUCACCUACUUAAGUAGGUGCUUCGCGAAGUGUUUCGCUACGCGUUUCGCUACGCGUUUCGCUACGCGUUUCGCUACGCGUUUCGCUACGCGUUUCGCUACGCGUUUCGCUACGCGUUUCGCUACGCGUUUCGCUACGCGUUUCGCUACGCGUUUCGCUACGCGUUUCGCUACGCGUUUCGCUACGCGUUUCGCUUAAGUGUUUCGCUUGAGACCUCAGGUGAAGUCUUGACUCGUUUAAGUAGUGCCUCGUUUAAGUAGUGCGUCGCUUAAGUAGUGCCUCGCGUAGCUAGUGCCUCGCUUAAGUAGUGCCUCGCUCAGGUGGCGCCUCGCUUAUGCAAUGCCUCGCUUGGGUAGGCCUUGCGAGCUGCCUCGCAUAAGUCGUGCGUCACUUGAGUCAUGCUUCGCCUAAGUCGUGCGUUGCUUAAGUCGCGCCGCGCUUAAGUCGUGCGGCGCUUGAGUCAUGCCCCACUUAAGUAGUGCUCUACUUGAGUCGUGCGCAGCGUAAGUCGUGCGCCGCUUAACUAGUGGGCCGCUUAACUAGUGCGCCGCUUAACUAGUGCGCCGCUUAACUAGUGCGCCGCUUAACUAGUGCGCCGCUUAACUAGUGCGCCGCUUAACUAGUGCGCCGCUUAGCAGGUGCGCUUAAGUGGUGCCUCGGUUGAUUUGUGAAAGCGUCAAACAAGCAAGGAAGCGGCGAGAAACUUUGUCAAAAUAAAACAACAGCUUCUGAACACCAACUCGACUCUGGCUCCGGAUAGCGGGCUGCUGCCGUUUGAACUUCUGUUUUCGCCCUCAAGUAACAACGAACUGCACAUUGUGGCGAACCGCUGGAUCAUAAGUUUGGUGGUCGUGAUGCGAAGCUUCAUACUGUCCGAGGUACUUGUUGUGAUUCCUGAGAUCAGUAGAUUGAUGUUGGUGUGCGACUGUGUACUGGACAAGAAAAACGAUUGAUAUUGAUCCAAUUUUCAAACGCAACAUUGAUUAACAGAGAGCGCCGAACGCGCUGCAAAAUUCGCUUGGCGAAAGCGGGUACAGGACUCUGGGUCUUGUUGCGACGAUAGUGCUGCUUACAACCGCCGUUGGAGUGUGGUUCGGCACCCUCAUCUCGCUCUACAAGACCGUUUACCCGGGCAAGGAGCGAGGCAUGUGGGGCGCGAGGGGAAUGGUGCUAGAGGAGAACUAGAUGCGAUGUUGCUCCCUGUUCCGAGGGCAAAACGGGAGUUCGCAAAAGUGCUGGCAGCCCGAGGCACGUAGCGGUAGGCGGGGGAAGGAGGUAAUACUUGCGCUGGUUGUGGAUUGGUUCAGCCGUGGAACGACUUCGGGAAAGCACCGGCGUACUAACAGCGACAGAGCAAAUCGUGUUAGGUGUACUAGCGCAGAGCAAAUAUACUCUUUGCGCAUGUUGGUUCCAUUUUUUUUCGAAACAUAAGCAGCUUGGCUGUAGAAUCUCUGUUUACUGUUUCUUUUUGUUUCGAUCGCAACAAAACCAACAUCAACAUGUCUCUCAACGUAC
Molecule: messenger RNA, 3462 nt
Organism: Amoebophrya sp. A120
Lineage: Eukaryota; Dinophyceae; Syndiniales; Amoebophryaceae
Source: the annotation of a GenBank genome assembly